CGGGCUGCUCUGUAAAAACAUCGAACCAACCCUCUGGUUCCUCCUGCGUGACGCACGGAGCCAGCCAGUCCGCUCGGUUUAGCUCAGCUCGGCUCGGAACCGUCCAGAGCAACAUGCAGGAUGGCGAGUGUGGAGACAGCCGCCGAACACGAGCGUAUCCUGCGGGAGAUCGAGAGCACAGACACCAACUGUAUUGGGCCGACCCUCCGGUCGGUGUACGAUGGUCAGGAACAUGGCCUCUUCAUGGAGAAGCUUGACGUGCGGAUCAGGAACCACGACAGAGAGAUCGAGAAGCUGUGUAACCAUCACUUCCAGGGGUUCGUCGACUCCAUCACAGAGCUGCUCAAAGUACGAGGAGAGGCGCAGAAACUGAAGAGUCAGGUGACUGAGACCAACAGGCGUCUUCAGGAUGAUGGCAAAGAGCUCAUCGGCUCUAUGGAGGAGCUGCAAAAGUGUCGAAUGCAACAGAGAAACAUCGCUACCACCAUAGACAAACUGACGCACUGCCUGCCAGUCUUGGAGAUGUACAGCAGACUUCAAGAGCAGAUGAGGGCCAAAAGGUACUACCCGGCGCUGCGGACGUUGGAGCAGCUGGAACAUACGUGUCUUCCCAGUGCGGGUCAGUACCGGUUCUGCUCCAUUAUGGCAGAAAACAUCCCCAAACUGAGGACACAGAUCCGGGACACGGCCAUGACACAGCUGAGAGACUUCCUGGAGAGCAUCCGGAAACACUCUGACAAGAUAGGAGAGACCGCCAUCAAACAGGCCCAGCUACAGCGCUCGUUGGACAGCUCCGUCUACACACAGCCAAGGACCCUGAUUGGCCGAUGCAGCAGAAAGGAGGCGGCGGCAGUGGGGACGGACAGCGACAGACAGGGUGGCAGUCCAUUGUCUGAACAGGACUCUGGCAUUCUGGAUGUGGAGGAUGAACAGGAGGAUGAUGAAGUCCCAGGAGCUCAUGACUUGGUGGAUUUCUCUCCAGUUUACCGCUGUCUGCAUAUCUACACUGUGCUGGGUUUGCGUGAUGUGUUUGAGAACUACUACAGAAAGCAGAGGAGGAAACAGGCUCGCCUUGUGCUGCAGCCCCACUCUAACAUGCAUGAAACUCUGGAGGGAUACAGACGGUACUUCAAUCAGAUUGUCGGCUUCUUUGUUGUGGAAGAUCACAUCCUUCACACCACACAGGGUUUGGUCAACAGAGCGUAUGUGGAGGAGCUUUGGGAGCUGGCGCUGUCCAAAAUCAUCGCCGCCCUGAGGACGCACUCUUCGUACUGUAACAACCCUGACCUGGUGCUGGAUCUGAAGAACCUCAUUGUCCUUUUUGCUGAUACACUGCAGGGUUAUGGUUUCCCAGUGUCACAGCUGUUUGACAUGCUGCUGGAGAUGAGGGAGCAGUACGGAGAAAUCCUGCUCAAGAGAUGGAACAUCACCUUCAGGCAGGUGUUGGACCAGGACAACUACAGUCCAAUCCCAGUCUCAACAGAGCAGGAAUACAGACUCUAUACUUCACAGUUUCCCCUUCAAGAUGCCGAACUAGAAAAGCUUCCCUUCCCCAAGAAGCUUCCCUUCUCCGAGUUUGUGCCAAAAGUCUACUGCCAGCUCAAAGAGUUCAUCUAUGCUUGUCUGAAAUACUCUGAAGACCUGCAUCUCAGUUCCACAGAGGUAGACGAUAUGAUCCGCAAAUCCACAAAUCUGUUGUUGACCAGAACCCUCAGUCACUGUCUGCAGUAUGCCAUUAAGAAGAAGAAUGUCGGGCUGGCAGAGUUGGUGCAGGUGAUCAUAAACACCACCCACCUGGAGCAGAGCUGCCACUUUCUGGAGGAGUUCAUAUCAAACAUCACAAAUGUUCCGCCUGACACAGCAAACGCUGCCAAGCUGUACGGGACCUCCACCUUUAAGGACGCUCGUCAUGCGGCCGAGGCAGAGAUCUAUACCAGCCUCAACGCCAAGAUCGACCAAUUCCUGCAGCUGGCUGAUUACGAUUGGAUGGCCGCGGUGCAGGGAGGCGGGACUCUGGAAGCCAGCGACUACCUGAUUGACCUGAUCGCUUUUCUAAAGAGCACCUUCAGUGUCUUCACCAACCUGCCUGGAACACCCGUAGAACAUGCUACCUUACCGGGUAAAGUGGCCCAGACGGCCUGCAUGUCGGCCUGUAAACACAUCUCCACCUCCCUGAUGCAGCUCCUGCUCGACCCGGAGGUCAGACAGAUCUCCGAGGGAGCUCUGCAACAGAUCUACACCGACGUCAAGGAGUGCGAGAGUUUUGCCAGAGCCGGCCCGGUCGCAGGCUUCCAGGGUGACACGUUGCUUCUGGCCUUCAGUGACUUGAGACAAUUACUGGAGCUGUUCACACAGUGGGAUUGGUCGACCUACCUGAGUGACUACGGCAAACCUACCUGCAAAUACCUGAGAGUCAACCCACACACUGCACUCGUCCUGCUGGAGAAGAUGAGGGAGUCGGGCAGGAAGAACAACGUCUUCGCCCAGUUCAGGAAGACGGACAGAGACAGACAGAAACUCAUCGACACCAUCAUCAAACAGCUACGCAACCUCAUCGCACAGCACCACACCUAGAGCGAGCCAUCUCAUUGGCCAGCAGGGCUAAAGUCACCAUCCAAUUGGCAGAUUUUAACCAUCCAGCCUGAUGAAAACACACCAUUGAUCUGUUCAAUCCCUACAACCAUUGGCCGAUCUAUGCACCUUAGCUUCACGGACUUCACAGAACUUCUAACAACCAGUUCUUAUUGGUCAUCUUUAACACCCAAAACAACCAGUCUAAACCUGCAACAAGCUCAUUGGAUAACAAGCUCACACUGUUCAAUUUCAUUGGUUAAUUUAAGCCACUGUUUCCAGAAUAACAAACAUAAUUUUUAAGCUUGGAGUGUCUUUAACUGCUGGGGCCACAACAAGUAUUUUGACAGCUCGCGUUUCACUUUAUCUUCACUUCAUCUAUCUGCUAUCUGACUGAAAACAAGUAUAUGAGAAACUUUCCUAAAUUUUGUUGAACAUUAAAAUGUACCUUGUUAGUACCUUCAAAUUCACACCCUGGAUCUAAACUGAGUAGUCUUAUUAGCUGAAGGAAAGAAGCUCUCUAUGAUCUUAUUUCCUUUUCCUCCAAAAUAAUUUCCAUCUAACAAACCUGAAGACAGGAAAUAUUUCCUUCCUACCAGUUGACAUUAAAGGAUAACUCUGGCGAUAUUCUCUUUUUUCAUUAUCAACAAAUCUCAUGAAAAAAACAAAACCAACAAUUAAUUCAUCCUACUAAAUAUUGUCUGCAAAGCGUAGAGCUCCAUCAUUGCCCAAAAACCAUUAAAAACACACCUUUGCACUGGCUGACAUGUUCCUUCAUUACCAUGAACACACACACUGUAGUUUAUUUUGACUCAAUCCCACAUACACCACACAUACAUGCCCCAAAUACUCACUAAUUACAAGUGGAUUAACAAGUAACGUUUGAUAAAAACUACAGUGCCCAGCUGUUGUAAGAAAUUACUGAGCCUUUUUAAAAAAAAAAAAUUAAUCUAAAAUGUGUAACCUGUCCUCAGUAGGAACCAAUGGGCUUGGAGCUGAGAGCCACAGAAAGUGUAGGGAAGUCAAAACGUAUUGCGAGAGACUAGCACAUUGUUAGUUUUGGUCUUUUUCGUGGGAUUUCUGGACAAAAAGAAAAAUUAUAGAAUAUCACCAACCUCAUCCUUGAUCUUGUUUUUAAAGACAACUUAGUUCUGGAAGAUUUCUGACCUGAGAGAGCAAGAAAGUAAAUAAUAGUAUAAAAAUAGCAUAAAAACAUUGAGAUAGCACGUGUCGAUGAAAAUAUGUGGUUAUCACGGAGCAAAACAAGCAAGAACAGUGAGGAAAAGUAGUUAAAACCACAUAAAUAAACAUACAAAUUCAGUGUACUCAAGUAAAGUGACUCUAAAGAAACUCUGUUGCUCUACUUGUUGCUUCGGUUACUGGAUGCUAUCGGGGCUUGUUAUUGUAUUUGUAGGUCUACAGGAUGGGAACAUGGUAGUUUUGGCUGUGAGUAACAGUAGAUUCCUUUGGGAAUUGUAUUCAAGAAUCGAUGUGGGGGUUUUCGUAAGAACUCGCAUUUUCAGAGAUUUUAUUUUUUGUACCACAAGCCUCCUCACUUCCCUUCCUGAAAUCUAACUGGCUGUUUAGGCAUUCUGUCCUCAUCCCCUCUAUAUUUGUUCUCCUCUGUCGCAGACUACCUUUAACCCCUUCCACAUUGCUCUCCGUCACUGUGGCACAAUGACAGAACGUAUUGAAUGUACAUCAGAGAGGGUCGUCUUCCGUGGCAGAACGUCAUUUUUAGGGUGUGGCGUUUUAAAAUUGCAGCCAGAAAAGCACUGAAAUCAAGAUCAGGUCUGGGGGGGAAAAAAACGUAGAUAUUGGUGGCAAAUUAACAGAAUGUUACACCAGUAUCACCUAUUGUCUAAGAAAGAGGGUUGCCAUGUUGCGUGAAUACGCAGCCCUUUUCCUCUCUUAAUAUACAACCUGCGACACUUGAAUGGGCGACACUGCUCCGAACUGGCAACUUUAUUCCCUCUUAGUAAUGCCUGAAAGCACAGUGAGUGUUUGGGAUUUAAAAGGGGGAUGUUGUCCAAACCUGGCAACCCAUUCCUCCUCUUUCAGUAAAACGAUCGUAUUUAAAUGUGGGAGGAGGGGGGAUGUUGACCAUUUUCUACUCGUCAUGUAUAAGUAACUAGGUCUUGAAGAGGGGGAUAAUGCUCCAAUCUGCUAGCAACUGCUAUAAAGUUAAUAGAGUUUUGUUUGCCUGGUUGACUAGAAAGGAACUAAUUUGUAUAGAAACCAUUGUACUAAUGCCGAGCACACACUUUUAUGUCUUCCAUAAACAUAUACCAAGCUCUGUGUGUGUGUGUAAUAUGGCUACUUGUACACACACAAAGGUUUUGUUUAGUUGAAACACAGCACAAUUAUAUUUACACUAGAUUUUUUUUUUACUAAUAUGGGUCUCUUUGCUUUGUGUUGCUUUUUUUCUUGAACUUGGGUGCAAUAAUAGCAUUGGAAACUGCAGCAUUUUGUGUGUGUGUAUUAAUCAUGGCGCUUUAUAAUGGGAUUCAAACCUACAGUGUGUUUCAGAAGGGAAUUCAAGUCUUCCUCCUCUUCCUCCUCUCUGCUCCACAAAGGAGAACAGUCAGUCGCCAUAUUUGAUUUGAGCGACAAUGUGUUUCUGUGUGUUCAUGUUCACUUGUGCAUGCCGGCACUGUGAAAUCAAAUGUGUGCAUUUAUGCAGAUGUGUAUAUUUUUCUAUGUGCGUGGGUUUUUUUUCCAUCCAUCCUUAGCUGUGUAUCAUUUUUUAGGUGUUAGUAAGGGAAUGGGGCCGUCGUUAUUGAAUGUGCCUUUGCUGUAUUUUGUUUUUUUUUCCUGCCAAUGAAGCAGCAACACUGUGGUGUUUGGAGUCUGGACACAGUUAACUGAAUGUCCACACUCCAUUUACAGUAAUAUAAUAAACUGUUGGAUGUCUGACAGUGUCCUGGAGGUCUGUUUGUUAUUCUACCUUUUCUGUGACACAAAUUAUGAUGCUAAACGCUGUUAUUUGCUUUUAUCCAAUUAGUAACAAUAAUGUUUAGAUGAAAAUGAUGACUGACUUUAAGCAUGAGAUUUUUAAAAAUUAGAGACGUUUCCGUGUAAAAUUAAGAUCCGUUUUUCAGAAUUACGACUUGGCAUCUCUUAAUUACGAGGAAAUGACCUCAUCGAGAGAUUUCUCGUAACUAUUAGAUCUGUAUCUCAGCUUAGUGAAUGUAAUGCACUUUUGUUUAGAAACAGACAUUAAAAAUGAUUAGAAAGAUGUCCUCAUGCUAGUUUAGUUGUAGUUGCAAAUUAGCUCAAGCUGCAGGAUUUCAAACAUACGGUUGUUCUUGCCCUCUGUCUUACUUUUGGGCAGUGAGCUGCUCCUCUUGUUAAAUUCCUUGCUCUAGAGCACUGUGGCAGUAACAAGCAAGGCAUUCAAACUGACAACCCUCCAGUCACCUGCCCACCACUCUAACCUGUUGUCCUGCACGUUUGUCAGCGUCCAGUGUCCUCACGCUGCAGAUGUUGUUGCUAUUUUGUUUUGUAUUUUGUAAGCAGAAAUCUUUGCUGAGACAGAAGCGCUGUACAUGCUGUUGUAUUAAACCACUAAUGAAUGAAACUAAAGUAAAAUACUAAGAAAGUUGCAACAAAUGCCAACAGACAAAUAUGGAAUAAAUGUAAAACUGUUGAA
Messenger RNA from Siniperca chuatsi (mandarin fish), 6223 nucleotides. RefSeq names its product exocyst complex component 6B (gene exoc6b). The record is from RefSeq and is a predicted model, not a curated record. Gene Ontology annotation, cellular component: exocyst; membrane. The transcript is spliced from 23 exons. Gene Ontology annotation, biological process: exocytosis; Golgi to plasma membrane transport; intracellular protein transport. Lineage: Eukaryota; Metazoa; Chordata; Actinopteri; Centrarchiformes; Sinipercidae. The coding region runs from base 121 to 2574 and encodes 817 amino acids.